AUGGCUCCCCAAGAAUAUACCGUGUCUGUCAAUACUCCAAUGCCAAAGGGUUAUGCAUUCCUUAAAAAGGGCAUCAAGUACAAGACACUCCACUGUCGUCGCUUAACCCACGAAGCAGGAAAGCCUGUUUAUGUCGUCGAAAAUAACAAGAAACUAAUCGGUAUCCGCAUCCCGAAAUCAAUUUACUUUCACGUACAAUCUCUCGCCAAUGAAACCCUCCCGGCCCGCCGUCUUGCAACUGAACAGCGGGAUGCUGCCCUUGUCCGCACUGCUGCCGCAGAGCUAGACAGCCAAUUCCCCAAUAUACCGAAAGAGGAUAGGAAGAAGAUUUUGAACCACGGGUUCAGGAAGAACUCUGGACGCGUUGGCCGGACGAAUCAGAUGCCCAUGUCUCGGAAAGUGCUGUAUGCUGUUGUCGCUCAUAUUAGGCACAAACACACAAAUUACGACCAAAUGCUCAACGAUGGUACGACUAGAGAAGAUGCCAGAAAGAAGAUUCAUAAGAAACUGCAGAGCAUCUUGCGAGAAUGGGGCGCGACCCAACGUAAGCCCUAG
Periconia digitata is the source of this 555-nucleotide messenger RNA. The record is from the annotation of a GenBank genome assembly. Lineage: Eukaryota; Fungi; Ascomycota; Dothideomycetes; Pleosporales; Periconiaceae.